Messenger RNA from Haliaeetus leucocephalus (bald eagle), 1728 nucleotides. Its product is annotated as chromosome unknown open reading frame, human C17orf58. The transcript is spliced from 5 exons. The coding region runs from base 860 to 1525 and encodes 221 amino acids. NCBI's taxonomy places the organism in Eukaryota, Metazoa, Chordata, Aves, Accipitriformes, Accipitridae. Gene Ontology annotation, molecular function: protein binding. The record is from RefSeq and is a predicted model, not a curated record.
AGCCGUUGUGGUAAUAAACACGCGAGGGAAGCUCAGGCUGUAGGUGUAACUCCUGCCAGGGCAGCUGUCUGCAGUCUCUGGGGCUAGGACGUGGCCAUUGCGCUCUCGCUCCCUGUUUUCCUCAGACCGGGAAAGCUUUUCCCCCCCUCUCCGCUGCUGCUGGCAUGCCUGUAGCUUCUUGAACGGUAGAAAUACUCCAGACGCUCCGACUGUCCUUCUAAUCAAGAUCCUGUCCAAGUAAAGAGCCUCAUUAAUGCGGAUACAGUCAUACAUUAAUACAGGUUGAGUUACGCUACCAGCUAAUUUAAACAGAAAACUCCCUGGAGCACAGAAGGUCUGCAGGACACUCACGCCUGCAUCCAUCCACCCAUCCUCAGCACAACCCUCAACAGCGCGAGUGAGCCUGUCACGCUCCCGACUUCUCUCCCUUGCUGCGGGAUCCCUGCCCUAUGCUGAGAAACCCAGUCAGACUGUCAGCAAAGAUGCUUAUAGUUCAGCAGACGCUGCACCUGGCCAAAUCAAACUGCCAGCCUGGGGCACCAGCGGCACCAGAGAGAAUCACACAGAACGCUGGCUUCUGCCUCCCACUGACCUGCAGCGGCCAAAACCUCCUGAAAUCAUCUCCCUCUUGUCAGACAAAAAGAAACGCACCAAACCUUCUCUAGAAAACAGCACAGGGCUGAGGAAAUGUCUUUUGCAGUAUGGAGGGGCUCUGCCUCUGGAGAGCCCGACUGAAGGGCCUUCUCCUGCCGCCUUUGACUUCAACCACGCAAACAGAAAACACGCGGAUAGACGGCUGGCUGAGGCUGCCAACAGCGUGUCAGCUCACUUCCAUCACGCAGCAUCUUCCUAUCAAAAGAUGACAUCCUUAGUGGAGGCUCAUCCUUUUCCAGACUCUAGAGCAGUGGAGUCAGAUGAUCCUAACACGCUGGACCACUUCAACCGACCAGGCAAGAUAAUCCCCUAUAAACAUACUGAUCUCUUCAAAAAGAUCACCAAACCCUCCUGGGUCACCAACCGCCAGUCAUCCAGCUUACUGUACCACUUCAGUGCGCUGAAGAAAGAUGCUGAUAAGGAGAAGGCAUGUCUGACCGAGUGCAGGAAAGAGAGAGACGAAGUGGAGGCCUACUGCGCAAGUGAAUUCGCAGUGAAUGGAAUUGUUUAUAACAUGGAAAGAGUGGGGAAUGGAAUCCACUUGAUUACGCUUUUGGUAAACAGCGAUGGAUUAUACAAGAUGAGUCGCCUGUACAUUACUCCUGAUGGCUUCUUCUUUCGAGUUCACAUUCUAGUUUUGGAUACUUUAAACUGCAGUAAACCAUGUCCAGACUUUAAACUUGGCAGCAGAUACAUUGUGAUGGGUCGGAUCUACCACAAGAGACGACAGAUCCCUGCAAACCUGCUGCAGUUCCUGCGAGGGCGCCUGAGGCCGGGGGAUGGCUUGCUUAGAAGCAGCAGCAGCUACGUGAAGAGAUUCAAUAGGAAGAGGGAUCGCACAGUGCAAGCGGCUCACACUAAAUGCAGAUAAGGCUCCAGUAACCUCCGUCUAGGAUACAGACAGCAGCAGAAUUCAUCUACCAGAAUAAACCCGGCCAUGGUUUAGCAACAGCGGGCGGCAGUUUUCCUCACCUCUGAAAGUGGUUGCGAUACGACACUUGCUUUUGCGCUUUAGCAAACGCUAACUGAAUGUCUUGAUGAGGUACAGAUAUAUUGUGAAGUUUAGCACAAAAG